Xenopus laevis (African clawed frog) is the source of this 2337-nucleotide messenger RNA. RefSeq names its product NDC80 kinetochore complex component L homeolog (gene ndc80.L). Lineage: Eukaryota; Metazoa; Chordata; Amphibia; Anura; Pipidae. The transcript has 17 exons. The coding region runs from base 121 to 2043 and encodes 640 amino acids. Gene Ontology annotation, biological process: attachment of mitotic spindle microtubules to kinetochore. The record is from RefSeq and is a predicted model, not a curated record. Gene Ontology annotation, cellular component: nucleus; kinetochore; Ndc80 complex.
GACGUCACUACGGCCGUCCUUUAAAGCCGCGCUGAUUGGUGCAUUAGAUGUGCGGAAAAUUUGAGUUCUACAAUCGCCAAAGAAAACAAGAGAGAAUUGGGGAGCAGCGGAAUCGGAAACAUGAGGAGGAGCUCAGUCACCAACAGGCAGUCGCUUCUGCCCCUACGGGUACAAGAUGCCAACCGCAUGGGUCUCACCACUCCACAGAGCAAAGACAGACAGGGCUUCGGGAAGCUGAGCAUGAGCAAGCCCCACUCCGGCACAUCUGAGAGGAAGACCAGCUUCUUUGGGAAGAGAGCGAGUAAUGGUACAACCCGGACAAGUCAAUACGGAGCCUUCGGGGGUGCUGAGAAAAUCAAGGACCCCAGGCCUCUCCAUGACAAGGCAUUUAUACAGCAGUGUAUACGGCAGCUCUGUGAGUUCCUGAAUGCGAAUGGCUACUCCCAGGCUCUCCCAGUCAAGUCCCUGCAGGGCCCCUCCACCAAGGACUUCCUCAAGAUCUUUGCCUUCAUCUACUCAUUUAUAUGCCCCAAUUAUGAGAACCCGGAGUCCAAGUUUGAAGAGGAGAUUCCCAGGAUUUUUAAGGAACUCGGGUACCCCUUUGUUUUGUCGAAAAGCUCCAUGUACACAGUUGGCGCACCCCACACGUGGCCGCAGAUUGUUUCAGCUCUUGUCUGGUUAAUAGACUGUGUCAAGCUGUUCAGUGUGUUGAGGAGUGAGAAUCCAGUGUUUGAUGAGCCUCAGACGGGGGAACAAAGCGAGAAUGGAAUUGACUUCAACCAGCUGUUCCUUGACUACACCGCGCGUUGCUAUGAUCAGUUCAUGGAAGGAUGCGACACAUUUGAAGAGUAUGACACAGACGUGUGCACCAAGCUCAAGGAAGCGUAUCACGUGGAUGAAUCCAACCUGGAAGCCCUGCAACAGGAAUCCAGGAGACUGAUGGAAGAAGUUGAGAGAUUGGAAAAGGAAAAAGAGAAUGAGCCUGACCGUCUGGCCUCCAUGAGAAAGCUAAAGGCUUCCUUGCAAGGCGAUAUCCAGAAAUAUCAGAACUACCUGACUGAGAUCGAAUCCCAUUCCACCCUGUGGGACCAGCGAGUGAGUAGUGUUAGCGAGGAGUUGGAAGCGUCAGAACUUGAGAGCAGAGCCAUGCAACAGGAGAACCUGCGCCUGAAGAACAUCUUGGACAACCAGAAGUACUCGGUGGCUGAUAUAGAGAGGAUAAAAUACGAGGAAAAUGAACUGCAGCAAACGAUUACCAAACUGACCAAGGACCUGGAUGAGGACAAACAGCAGCUGUGGAGCGAGGAACUGAAAUACGCCAAGACGAAAGAGUCGGUGGAAACACAACUGUCAGAAUUUCACAAGAUUGGCAGGAAAGUGCGAUUGAUCCCUCCUACAGCUGAGAAUGCCAAUGGCUACGACUUUCAGAUCCAGUGCAACCUGGACGGUGAUCAGAGCAGCUUAAUGCACUACCGGAACAAGAUCAAUGUGCCGCUUGUGGAAACCCUGUCGCAGUGGGAGGGCCAAAUUGCCAGCGCAACCAAUAAGAAGAUGGGGGUUGAGGACAUGGUAGAGCAGCUGAACACCCUGGUCAGUGAGAAAAAGAAUGAAGUGAAGGUUUAUAAAGAUGAAGCUCAGAAGUUGGAGGAGCUUUAUCAGCAGAAAGUGGAGGAAUCCGAGAUGGAUGAGAAAAGAUGGAUCUCUGAGAUUGAGUCGCUGGAGAAACACAGGCAGCUGCUUGAGUCUGGAGUCAACAAAAGCCUGGAUGAAGCCACGAAGGACCUUCAGAAAGAGCAGCAGGAUCUGCAGUUGGUAGAACAUCAGACUGAAGAAGAGACGAGACAAGUCGAGAACAAGCUGGCCCGCGUGGUGCAUUCUGUGGCCAACCACAUUGCAGUGAUAGAGAAACACCUGGAGGAGAAGCAUCUGAAGGUGGAGCGGGAGUACGAGGAGUUCAUGAAGGAGGAUCUGCUGCUGGAUCUGCAGGAGCUGCUGGAGAAAUACAAGGAGAAGGCCAAAUUGCUGGACUCCUUACAAGAGUGACGCUCCCCCAAUAAUGAUGUGCAGGAUUAUAUGGGUCACAUAUUCUAGUAUUGGCAUCAUUAUAUGGCACGGGUGUGUCCUGUGUGUUCUCUAUGUAUAUUUGUAUCUAGAACAAGUUAUGUCUGUAGUGUUUCCUUCUGCAGAACUCCUCCCUCACAUUUGUUCUAUUUUUGUACAUGUUUUUCAGUUGUUUUGAUAAUAUAAAUAAAAAUUCUCUAACCCUGGAGAUAACAAAAAUUUAGUGAGAUAUGUAAAAAUAAAAGUGAAAUAAAAUAUAUUUUUUUUUAAACUGGA